Molecule: messenger RNA, 3783 nt
Organism: Porites lobata
Lineage: Eukaryota; Metazoa; Cnidaria; Anthozoa; Scleractinia; Poritidae
Source: the annotation of a GenBank genome assembly
GGAAACUAAAAUCGCUGCCGGAAAAUUCAUAGAUUUUCUGUCUUUGGGGCGAAAGGCUGGAGACAAUAGCUGUCAGGUAGGAGAUAAAUUUACCCUCAGUCACUCGAUAUUCAAUUAUGUAUUUGCUUCACUUUUCCAGUUGUACAAUUUCAAUGUUUAAUUCUCAUCAGCUUUUUCACCGACGAAGAUUUUUAUCUUUCUGACAUCAAAUACAUCUUUUGAUGAAAUCAUUGAAGGUCUUCUUUAUUUGUUUUGAAGAUUAUAUUUCACGGCAGCAUUUUUUUUUCACCAGUAUUAUUUCUAAUAUACCGAAAUGCACUGUGUAAGACGUUUGGAACGACGUAAAUCUAUAUCCGUAAAAUAAGAUUUUUAUUGACUGUCAUGACGACUUAGAAUCAGAUACGUCGUUUUUAUUUCCCCAGAAAAUUUUUCGCAAAGUGGAAAACUGAAAUCAUGUUCAGAUUUAUCACUUCUUUCUUAAAUUUCAUCUCCGAACGGUCAGCCUUACAUUGCGGUAUAAAGAUCGGUUUUGUUCGAAAUUUGCUUUUGUAGGGAGUCUGUCUUAAGGUAAGAUGGCAGCUCAAUACCAAGCUGGCCUCGUGGGUUUCUUUUUUUUUUGGAAUGCUCCGAACGAAGUUACGGACUGAUCUUUAAGUCUGCGAGGAAGAUUUUUCACUCGUCGCCUGUGCUUUAAGUAAAUAUUUUACCAGAAGGCUAAACGAAAAUUAAAGUUAUUUAUGAGUACUUUUUCAGUGCUUAAAAUGAAAUCGUAAUCAGCCAACAAGCUUGUUUAAACUCAGAUAUCGACCACAUGUUUGAAUUUGGCUUUUUCCGCAUAGGCACGCAAUAACAAAAUCUCUUGACUAGUAAUACAGUUAAAUCCAAAGGAUGAAAUGUUUCCAUAAAACGGAUUGCUAACAAUGUAACAUGACCAUGGUUCAUGUUCCUUUUGCAUCUUAUAAGAGGCUGUUUUAGGGUGACAGACAGCUGGACUUAAAUUGAACAAAUAGUAGGCGACGAAAAAAUUAAAAAUAAAAUAAACCGGAACUGGAAAAAUGUUUUCUUAGUACACAGUCGAGUUGGAAUAAAGAGAAAUUUGUCUUAAAUUGAAAUAAGAUCCUUCCGCGGGGAGGAAAACAGAAAAUGUUAACUUAUGUUCAUUGUAAACUAAAGCAAAAACAUUGCACUCAAGAAUUAAAAAUGGAGCAAAACACCCCAGUAAUUGCUCCAUUGAACAGGAAAAUUGUUGUAAAUUGUUCCUCUUUGAGAAAGCCGCUGAUGUUGUAUAUGCAAAAAAAUAUUUUAAAACGUCUGAGUAUGUCAACUUGUUUUUUGGGGGGACCUUCGCUGAUGCUUAAGUUCGCUUUACUUUAAAAAAGUGAACGGGAAACCAAUCAAUUUUAAAUACACUACUCCGAAGGGUAAAAUAUAUGAGUAACUGCUGUUUUUUCCUAAUUAAGCACUGGGUGUCGCUUAGAUGAUUAUCUUUUGUUCAAUAUGAGUCUUUCAUUUCUUGUCUCAAAAUAAAAAUUUGUCUUCUCUGGUGCUUUCUACAGUCGAAUGUUCCAUGUAAAAAAAGCAUGUCACUUUCUUUACAUAUGAGUAAAACUUUAUAUUAAGGAAAUAUAAACUUCAUAUCUUAUCAGCCAAAAAAAAAAACAAUAUAGUUUAAGCUUUGCGCUGUUUCCUUUCGUUUAAACUUACUUAAAAUCUAGCACAAAAGGAUUAAAACAAGAAUCUGUUUAAGAGUGAACGCAAAGCACUUUGCUUAAAACUAACAAGUACCUUUAAAAAGGUAGAAUCUAGAAAAAAAGCGAUUUUUCAAAGACUUACUAAAAACAUCGAAAAAAAAAUGAAAUCCUAUCCAAUCUUUCACCUGCCAGGAAGAACAAUGAGUUAUUAUGAUUUCCUGCAGAAAUUAUCCUAAUAAUUUAUAUGACCAUAGUGCGAAUGCAGUAGUUUAAUAUACUUAUCCGAAGGGGGCUUUCAAAACUCCCCAGAUCGCGACCUGCUUGAUAUCGUUAGUUUACACCAAAACUGCUUAAAGUGUAUUUGUGUUCUAAAUUUGAAUCUGAAGCGAGGUUUCGCUCUUCAAAGUAAAGGUAAAAUGUCUACCGGGUAAAAACAUUUAAUUUGUUUAUGCGGGGAAGUUGCUGACACCGUCACUGUGAAUACCCCACAUCGCUUGACUUAAGAGGCGACAAAGUGAUAGCUUAGUAAUAUUCUAUUAUUUUAUGUGCUUUAUUAUAGAAAAUCUUUGGGCUUUUUUUCUCGUGAUUUAAAGAAAAGGCAUAGAUGAUAGUGUUGGGUAGCUGUUGAGUUUGUUCCUCAUUAGCACCAUUGAAAAGUCGAAAGGGCUGAUGACCGUCGCGGAAUAAAUUUAAAUUCAAAUUUAUCCCCUUUCAGCGAAUGUUUUUUUUUUUUCUAUACAGGUGGUUAAACGAGGAAAAGCCUUUUCACUUUUAUAAAAUACAGUAUUUAAGGUUUUGUUAUGCUCAAUUCGAUUUAAAGAGAAAUUAAAGAGGCUAUAGUUUUGCAGUCCUUUUUUGGAGAUGAUUGAUUUGCAGUUCUAGAAGAACAUAUCGCAGCAAAUUGCCUAAUCUGAUCUGAUAUUUUAGGCCAUAUGACUUCAUAUAUUAAAACCUAUUAAUUGCACUCUUUAUCUCGAUCGCAGAUUGAACGCUUUCGUGGGGUGAACAAAGUUCAACAAAAAUCAUGUCCACCAAUUGUACACAUCCUACGAACCUGUCUACUAGUCUAGCCGGCAAGCGAUCAUCAACUACGUAUACUGCUCCAUACGCCAGAGGUUUAAUUUCCCUUUAUAUUUUAAUCAUCGUCAUAUCUCUGAGUGCAUAUUGCGUGAUAAUACUGACCGUCUAUCUAAAUCGUCGCCUAAGAACGAUCUGCAACUUCUUCAUCAUCAGCCUAGGAGUCGCCGACGCCAUAAUUGUUACCAUGGUAAUGCCAGUCAACAUCAGCCAGCUUAUGGGUACCUUUCGUUUCCAAUCCGUCGCCCAUUGCCGAUUUGUAGCAACAGUCAGCCUCCUCGGCCUUUCCGCGGUUGCUUUAAACCUCUGUACUGUGAGUAUGGAGAGGUUUUUCGCCAUCGCUUACCCGUUUAAAUACGAGGCGUUCACCACGACGAAGACAACGGCGGGAGUAAUUGGUGGCGUGUGGCUGUAUUCACUUCUCGCCGCACUUUUGCCAAUUAUGGGCUGGCGUUCACAGCCGAUAGAAAUCAAAGGCAGUGUGUGCGUAAGUGACAACCAGGAGAGCUACACUCUUUUCAUGACAAUUGGUAGUUUUUUCAUUCCCGCUAUCAUCAUGGUUUCUUCAAACUUGAUAGUCUAUCGUAUCGCUACAAAUCAUGCAAAGAGGGUUAUUCGGGUCGUUCCAGUGAUGGGACCUCGCGCGGAUUUACUUCGUAAAAACUUCCGCGCCGCGAAGCGUAUUUCACUCAUCGUCGGGGCCUUCCUCGUUUGCUGGGUACCUCAUAUGGUGGUGUUAGUAGUAGGCAUGUAUAUUGGACCCAGAAAUGUGCCACUUACGGUGUACCCUGUAACCCUGUCUCUGCGGUACAGCUGCUCAGCGGUGAACCCGUGCCUGUUUUGUUUUACAAACCGAGAGUUGAGAAAAACGCUUAAGAAACUCGUUAAAAAGUCAAUGGGAAAGAGACCAGAGACAUCGCACUCCGGAACAAGUGACCUGGGAAUGGCGAUGCAGAGAAGGCGUUCCACUUUUGGAGGUAUGAGCCAAACCACGGAGAUCUCCAAUCAGCAGUAG